Syngnathoides biaculeatus (alligator pipefish) is the source of this 3241-nucleotide messenger RNA. RefSeq names its product RING1 and YY1 binding protein b (gene rybpb). The transcript has 5 exons. Gene Ontology annotation, biological process: positive regulation of DNA-templated transcription. Gene Ontology annotation, molecular function: transcription coregulator activity; DNA binding. Gene Ontology annotation, cellular component: nucleus. The record is from RefSeq and is a predicted model, not a curated record. The coding region runs from base 226 to 1038 and encodes 270 amino acids. NCBI's taxonomy places the organism in Eukaryota, Metazoa, Chordata, Actinopteri, Syngnathiformes, Syngnathidae.
UCAAGCUGGUGGGGCUGUGAUUGGAUAGCGGCAAGCACGUGGUGCAGUGCAGUCAGUGUGCGUGCGCGUGUGUGUGCGCGCUGCCUGAAGCCAGCGCCGAGCGGAGCUUGUCUGCCAGCAGCUUCAGCAGCGGCUCGUUCUGGAUCCUAGCACGCUCACUGACAAUUCAACGAGGCCCCCCCCCCUUUUUUUUUUCUUCUCGUUUCCCGAGGAUUAUAGUUCACCAUGGGCGACAAAAAGAGCCCUAGCAGGCCAAAAAGACAAGCCAAACAAGCUGACGACGGCUACUGGGACUGUAGCGUCUGCACCUUUCGGAACACGGCUGAGGCUUUUAAAUGCAGCAUCUGUGAUGUGAGAAAGGGCACAUCAACAAGGAAACCUAGGAUCAACUCCCAGCUUGUGGCCCAGCAGGUGGCCCAGCAGUACCCAAUGCCACCCCCAGCUAAAAAAGAGCGACGGGAGCGGAGCGAGCGCGUAGACCGGGAACGGGUGGACGGGGAAGGAGAGAGCGCUAUCGGGGAGCCUCACCCUGAAGGUGAACGUCCAGAGAUGGUGAGGCCCGAGAUAGACACUUGUCCCCUUGACAAGGAAAAGAGCGACAAGGAGCAGCCGAUCCAAGACAAAGCCGACAGAGAGAGAGACAUCAUCCCGGCCAUCACAAAGAAGCCCAGCAUAAAAAAAAGCAGACCCAAAUCAGACAACCACCAGAGUCCACCCAGUGACAAGCAGAGUAUACAGUCUGGCAAAUCAGCCACCAAGACAAACAACAAGAACAAUCAUAUUUUCAGGCCCAAGCUGAAGAACAUCGACCGGAGCACAGCGCAGCAGCUGGCCAUCACCGUGGGCAACGUGACAGUGAUCAUAACAGACUUUAAGGAGAAGAGCCGUUCCUCGUCCACGUCCUCGUCCACGAUCACGUCCAGUGCAGGCUCUGAACAGCAACACCAGAGCUCCGGCUCCGAGAGUAUGGACAAAGGCUCGUCGCGUGCCUCCACGCCCAAAGGAGAUCUCUCCGCAGGCCACGACGAGUCCUUCUGAGGGUCUGCUCCUUUCUCUGUUGAUCCCACCCACUUGACCCCCUUUUCACCUCACCUUGCCGGACACUAUGGAUCCCCAACGGGGAGAGACUUGACCUUCCCCACGGCCACGCCGCCUCUGUUCCAUGACCAACUUGGAUGCGAAGAAGGAGUGGAGCGAACAUGGAAAUGAAGGCCUCCCUCCGGUGGGCAAGGAAAAGGAGCCGUGGACUGAGCAGAGUUAAUGCCCAUGCUAGCGUCAAGGCACUUGUAUGUAUUGUUUUAUAUUUGGACAUGGCUGUGAGGCCAAGUCGAUCUUUUUGUUUUGGUUGAGAACAUUUCUCCGCUGGGCACAAUAACCACCAUUGUUUUAUUUUCAUUAUUAUUAUUAUCAUUUGUACCCUUAUUUAUUAUCUGUGGCACCUGUAUAAUUAGUUAUUUUCUGUACAAUGUUGAAGCUUGGCUGCGUAGCUCUGCUGACCGAUCCUUCCCUCAGUGUUCUUAUUGCAGUUUGAAAUUAUGCCAGACCACACACACACACACACAACACACACAACACACACACUCGCAAAGGUGCUAGAUACACUGUGAAACGUUUUUCAGAUAUCACUCAAUGUGAUGAAGAAUCCAACCGUCACUCCCUUUUCUCAACAAAAUCGUCUCACUCUGAAAACUGUUGGGACCUUCAUGGCUGCUGUGUGCAUCAGAAGUCCAAAUAGUCAACUUUGAACUAAUAAUCUUCUCCAGUAUUGUGUGUCCUUAACUGUACAGUGUAGGCUGUUGUGUAAAACACUAAAAGCUGUUGGUAUUUGCUCCAUUCCAUUGUGCAGAUGUUGAGUUUCCUGGCUCCAGGUGAAGUCGUGUGGCUAUUAAUUUGGCGUUUAUCCCGGCGCGACUGAAGGAUAGUUGCACGCAGUUUCACUUGGUGAAACCAUAUAGAAGGAACUGUUAACACACUUCAACAGAUGUCGUUUGUUUUUGUUGUGGCACCUCAAAACCUGUUCGAAACCAGUGCAAACAAGUUCUCUUAGUGACAAUUUCGUUUCUUUUUUUAUAUUUGCUAAAUGGUCAUUUAAACCCUAGAGUCAGUGUCAGUGAAAAUAAAAUUACAAUUGCUUUUUUUCUUUUUAGAACGGCAAGGAUUGUUCAACGUUCUAAUUUCCUUGCCCCUACAGUUGAUACGAGAACAACCUAAUUUCCUUUUAAGUGUAUGAAAUUGUAUAAAGAAUAAAUGUGUAUAUGAUAUCUUAGUUUUAUUUAUUGAAGGACCAAAGGAAUUUCAUAUUGACAUGAUACAUAGAUGAAUACAAAUUUGAAAUACAAUUAUUGCAAUUAUCUAAUGUUUGAGAUGAAUAACAGUUUAAAUAAAGACUAAUAUAAUCCCUGUUAAUGGUGUUCUUAUUGUUCACUCGCUCUGCGCAGCGCGACACACUGGACAUGAGAGGUGAGCUGUGUGAGCUCUCCCAUCACCAUAGAUGUAGCCCCCCACCCCCCGCCGCGGCAUACCAGGUAUGGCUGAGGUCCACCCCAGCAGAAUUUGAGCAUGAUUUCAUGUGUGCUUUCUCACGAGGGGACGAUAAUCCUUUAUGUAUCUCAUACCUUUCUCUUUCCUUUGCUCUUAAGUGGUUCAAAUGUAAUCAUGUACAUGGGUGCGUAUGAAAAAAAAAUGCCAUCAGUGUUCGAAGUGGGGAGAAGCCAAGUGGAUAAAAUGAGCUGAAGAUGAAAUGUUGGAUUUUUACACCCGGUUUUGUAAUACAAUCGUUUGGAAAUGGGCCCAAAAAGCCAUUGUUUCACUUGCCUUAUCUGCAACCAUAUAGUAGUGCAAGUGAAAAGAUUUGUUAAAUUAUUGACAAAUGGCCAUUUGAGUAUAUGACGUAUUGCUUGUACAUAGUUUUAAAAUCUGCAAACUAUUAAAAUGGCAUUGACGCUAAAGUCAUUUGUUCCUCGUUUUCUUUCCGCGCAAGCAGUUCUGUUCUUGUGUGCAACCAGUAACCUUAAUUUACUGUGUAAAGAUGGUUACAUUUUUUUAGCUUUGUUUGUCAGAGAUCCAAAUAUAGUAUGCUUGUUUACUGACUGUAUAUCUUUAAACGUGAAUUCCCAACUCUGUAUUAUACAAACUCACUUCUUCCUAUAAGAUGUCUUGUACAAUGGUUUUAAAACUUAUUGAUCUGUUGGAAAAGAAAUGUGAGAACAUUUGUAGGACAGUACAAUAACGCAUUUGUUUG